Messenger RNA from Nymphaea colorata (pocket water lily), 3290 nucleotides. Its product is annotated as cation-transporting ATPase HMA5. The transcript has 9 exons. NCBI's taxonomy places the organism in Eukaryota, Viridiplantae, Streptophyta, Magnoliopsida, Nymphaeales, Nymphaeaceae. Gene Ontology annotation, cellular component: membrane. The record is from RefSeq and is a predicted model, not a curated record. Gene Ontology annotation, molecular function: ATP binding; ATPase-coupled monoatomic cation transmembrane transporter activity; ATP hydrolysis activity. The coding region runs from base 184 to 3216 and encodes 1010 amino acids. Gene Ontology annotation, biological process: monoatomic cation transport.
AGAGGAGGCAGGCCACGCACGCAAGACGCAACCUCUCUUCUUCCUCUGUCUGUUGGUUGGUUCCGUUGCUCUGCGCUCUUCUCUAUCAUCUGCUUCCUCCCUUGCGGGAACGAAGCCAAGGCUUAGAAUAAAGAGGGAGGCAGGGGUGAGAGAGAAGAAGGAAUCGACAAGCAAGGAGGAGGAAUGAAGCGCGUGCAGCUGGCGAGCUUGCCUUCGGGGAGGCAUGGCGAAGAUUGGGACGAGCUGGAGGAGGUGCGUCUGCUUGAUUUGGAGGGAGGACGAAGAGAUUGUCCUGCUUCUUCUUCUUCUUCGUCUGGUGGGGAGGAGGAGGAGGAGGAGGGAAGAAGCAGCGCCAGGAAGGUGCAGGUGAAGGUCACAGGAAUGACCUGCGCUGCCUGCUCCAAUUCGGUGGAGAAGGCGCUGUCUGGCCUCCCCGGCGUCCUCCGUGCCUCCGUCGCUCUCCUUCAGAACAAAGCUGACGUGCUGUUCGAUCCCUCCCUCCUCAAGGAGGAAGAUAUCAAGGUCGCCAUUGAAGACGCAGGAUUUGAUGCAGAAAUUUUGAUGGAGGCUCCAGCUGCACGACCAAAGCAGCAGGGUUCCUUGAUUGGUCAGUUCAGAAUUGGAGGAAUGACUUGUGCAGCCUGCGUAAAUUCUGUUGAGGGCAUACUAAGGAAGCUACCAGGUGUUAGGCAUGCGGUUGUCGCUUUAGCCACAUCAUCAGGGGAAGUUGAAUAUGAUCCUAAUGUCAUUAGCAAGGACCAAAUUGUACAGGCGAUUGAAGAUGCUGGCUUUGAUGGUUCUUUUCUUCAGAGCGGCGAACAAGACAGAAUUUUUUUGGGAAUAGUUGGGGUAUAUAGUGAAAAGGAUGUACAGCUCUUAGGAGGUUUACUUGGGGAUUUGAAAGGAGUGAGGCAAUUUGACUUCAACAAAGCCAUCUCAGAGUUAGAAAUUGUAUUUGAUCCUCAGGUCACUGGCUUGAGAUCCAUAGUCGAUUUCAUCCAGAAAGGAAGCAAUGGAAAAUUCAGUGUACUUCUGCGAAAUCCAUACUCAAAAUUCAUCUCCGGUGAUGUAGAAGAAUCCAAAAAAUUGUUUCGGCUCUUUCUUUCCAGCUUGUAUCUCAGUGUCCCAGUUUUUCUUAUUGGGGUUGUAUGCCCCCUCAUACCUCUUGUAUAUUCGUUACUACUUGUACGCUGUGGCCCUUUUCUGAUGAGUGAUUGGUUGAAAUGGGCAUUGGUUACCCCUGUUCAAUUUAUCACCGGCAGACGCUUUUAUGAGGCUGCUUAUAGAGCUUUACGUCGUGGGACGGCCAACAUGGAUGUGUUAGUUGCACUUGGUACUUCAGCUUCUUAUUUCUACUCGGCAUACGCAUUACUUUAUGGCGCAGUCACUGGAUUCUGGUCUCCAACAUACUUUGAGACAAGUGCCAUGCUGAUAACAUUUGUGCUGUGGGGAAAGUACCUGGAAGUUGUUGCAAAAGGUAAGACGUCAGAGGCCAUCAAGAAGCUUGUGGAACUUGCCCCAGCAACUGCAUUGCUGCUUAUUAUGGAUUCUGAUGGAAAAUGCACUGGUGAACGUGAGAUUGAUUCUUUGCUAAUUCAGCCUGGUGAUGUAUUAAAAGUUCUUCCUGGUUCAAAAGUUCCUGCUGAUGGUGUAGUCUUGUGGGGCUCCAGUUAUGUGAAUGAGAGUAUGGUUACUGGUGAAUCUGAACCUGUUCUGAAAGAGGUUAAUUCUUCAGUAAUAGGAGGUACCAUUAAUCUACAUGGGGCACUUCACAUUAAAGCCACCAAAGUGGGUUCCGAUACUGUUUUGAAUAAGAUAAUAUCUUUGGUGGAGACGGCCCAACUGUCAAAGGCACCUAUUCAGAAAUUUGCAGACUAUGUUGCUAGCAUAUUUGUUCCAACUGUUGUUUCCCUGUCGUUAUUGACGUUUUUUGCCUGGUACCUCUGUGGCACCUUCAAUGCAUACCCAGCCACUUGGUUACCUAAAAAUAGCAGCCCCUUCGUAUUUGCUCUUAUGUUUGCAAUAUCUGUUGUGGUGAUUGCUUGCCCCUGUGCACUUGGAUUGGCAACACCAACUGCAGUCAUGGUUGCUACUGGGGUUGGGGCUAAUCACGGAGUUCUUAUAAAAGGCGGAGAUGCCCUUGAAAGGGCCCAAAAAGUUCAAUAUGUUGUGUUUGACAAGACUGGCACACUUACACAGGGCAGGCCUGCAGUUACAUCAGUGAAGGUCUUUAAAGAGAUGGAAUUGGGUGACUUUCUGAAAUUAGUUGCUUCAGCAGAGGCAAGCAGUGAGCAUCCAUUGGCAAGAGCCACUAUAGAGUAUGCGCACCACUACCAUUUUCUUGGCGAACCACUUGUGACCAAAGGUUCUGGCAUGCAUUCCAAGGACUCAAAAUAUUCCUUUUGGCUUCAUAAUGUGACAGAGUUUUUAGCUUUGCCAGGGAAAGGUGUACAAUGCUUGAUCAAUGGAAAACUAGUUCUGGUUGGUAACCGCAAAUUGCUGUUAGAGGGUGGAGUGUCAAUACCAUUACAGGCUGAGACAUACUUGGCAGAAAUGGAAGAGUAUGCCAAAACUGGUAUACUAGUUGCAUAUGAUGGUGCCUUUAUUGGUAUUUUGAUAGUGUCUGAUCCUCUUAAAAGAGAAGCUGCAGUGGUGAUUGAAGGUCUAAAGAAAAUGGGAAUUCUGCCUGUUAUGGUAACAGGGGACAACUUAAGGACAGCCCGUUCUAUAGCAAAAGAGGUUGGUAUUACACGUGUCGAAGCGGAGGUAAUGCCAUCUGGAAAGGCUGAAACCAUUCGUUCUCUUCAAAAGGAUGGGAAGGUCGUCGCCAUGGUUGGAGAUGGCAUCAACGAUUCACCUGCCCUUGCAGCGGCUGAUGUUGGAAUGGCGAUUGGGGCAGGGACUGAUAUCGCCAUUGAAGCAGCAGAUUAUGUGUUGAUGAGGAGUAACCUUGAAGAUGUAAUCACAGCCAUCGAUCUAUCGAGGAAAACUUUUGCGCGGAUCCGUUGGAAUUACAUAUUUGCAAUGGGGUAUAACAUUCUUGCCAUUCCCCUCGCAGCUGGAGCCUUUUUCCCAGUCAUUAAAUUGAGGCUGCCACCAUGGGUGGCUGGGGCCUGUAUGGCAUUUUCUUCUGUAAGUGUUGUUUGUUCGUCUUUACUCUUGAGAAGAUACAAGAAACCUAGGCUCACGACGAUACUGGAGAUGACCAAAGAAUAAGCCAUGGCAAAAAUGCCACUGCAUGCUUAUCUGUAAUGUAUUUCCUCCUUGUUUGUAAGUGGUUUUUUGCAUUC